AUGACGUGUAGUGGAACAGGCGUCGGUAAUACGGAUCAGGAGCGCUCAAUUGUUCGGAGAUCAAAUAGCGAGAAGGCGCUAUCUGUCUUGGUGUUGAUGAUCAGUUCGGCCUUGAUGUCGAUGUGUGCCGAGUUUCUUGUCGGCACAAUCGAUGAGGUUACGCAUCAAGGCCAUCUAUCCGAGUCCUUUAUCGGCCUGAUCAUACUCCCCAUUGUUGGAAACGUGGCCGAGCUUGUCACCGUUGUCACGGUGGCACACAAAGAGAAACUAGAUCUCGCAAUCGCAGUUGCCGUUGGCUCGUCUGUCCAGAUCGCGCUGUGCGUGGCUCCAUUGACCAUCAUCGCAGCGUGGAUCAUGAGACGAGAGCUAUCUCUUAGUUUCAACUUAUUCGAUGCGGCUGCAUUAGUCGGAGCGGCCGUGCUAGUCAACUUCUUUUUCCUUAGCGAUUCAAGUAGUGUGUUGAAGAUGAGUAGGCUGAAGGGAGCGUUGAUGUGCGCUUGUUACAUCAUCAUUGGGUGA
Messenger RNA from Colletotrichum spaethianum, 519 nucleotides. RefSeq names its product vacuolar calcium ion transporter. Gene Ontology annotation, cellular component: fungal-type vacuole membrane. The transcript has 2 exons. The record is from RefSeq and is a predicted model, not a curated record. Gene Ontology annotation, molecular function: calcium:proton antiporter activity. Gene Ontology annotation, biological process: calcium ion transmembrane transport; intracellular calcium ion homeostasis. NCBI's taxonomy places the organism in Eukaryota, Fungi, Ascomycota, Sordariomycetes, Glomerellales, Glomerellaceae. Bases 1 to 519 code for a protein of 172 amino acids.